AUGAAUUCAGGCUAUCCUCCAGACCCGGCGUCUGGUCAGAGGCCGGCGGAGCCGAAAGGCUCGGUGCGACGGGCGAGGGAGAUGCUCGAGUCGGGGAGACGUCCAAGAAUUCAAGCACCCCCAAUGCCCCCACAAGGCUUCCAGCGUCCUCCCCCCUACCGAACCGAUCCCUCUCAUAUGACCCAGUGGCCCCUGUCAGGCAGUGGUGCCAUGCCACCCCAGCAGGUGGAUCCCCAGGGAAGACUGUUUGUCCCAAGGGGACCACCACCGCAGAGACCCCCCCGCCCCGAUGCUCCGUCGCCGUCGGUGUAUUCAGAAAGGAGUCUUUCCGAUGCCGAACCCAGUCCAUUGCAUUUGAAUAGGUCAGUUCCGUCCUUCUCAAAGCCGCGACCGCCACAGCAACCACCACCCCCACGCCCGGCCGUCAGGGUCCCGAUCCCCGCGCGCCCAACCAGUGACGCCGACUCAACGCCUCGGGUGUCAGUGGCCACGGAUGAGCUCUUCCGGCGAUCCGCGGCAUCGACGACCUCCAUUCCGUCGAUUCCUGAUUUCCCGGCGUCCACGCUCCCUCUUCCGGCGGAGGACAACACGGUUCCCAAACACGUCCCGAGACGGCCACCCAAUCUCGCCCCGCCUCCGCACACAUCGCGUUCCUUUAUCAACCGCCGAUCCUCCGUCUCGCCCAUCCCCGAGGAGAUAUCUGAGAGCCCAACCGUCCCCCGGAGUGCGUAUCCGUCCAGUCGCGCGGUUGUACCAAGUUGGGCAUCCGCUCAGGCCGAGUCGGAUAUCCUAGGAGCCUACCUGGACGUCGAUUCGGGCGAGGAUUCUCCCGACUCGCGGCCCUCGGGCGAAGAUCACGGUCCGACCCUGGUAAGGCAGGCCAGUCUGGGGAAACGAGGCAAGCCCUCGCUACGGACCAUCCAACGGGCGACCACGGAAUCACUCGCGCCCCCGGCCGGCAAUCAUCCCAGGGAUAUCAAGCAGCCUUCAUCCGGCGCUGAACCUUCCGGGGCCCCCCAGCAAAAGGAUGUCUUUGGCGGUCCCAAGGAUAACAGAGGCUCCGCCUCGUCGUCGUCAACGGCAUCCUCUCAUUUCGACUGGGAAAAGGCACCCGUCGUCGUUAAUAUCGGCCAGCCGCAACGCCAUGACUCCCCUGCGUUGGAGAAAGAAAUGGGGGGCGCACUUCCUUUGGCGGCUCCGACCAUGAGUGAUAAGCGCCCUACUGGUCGCCGGCCGCCCCGUCUCGACAUGGAUGCCGUUCGGGAUGCCGAAGCUCGAGGGAGCUUGACCAGCUUGCCGGAUCUGAUCCGGCGGGCGACGAGGCUUGCUACCAACCUCGAACACGGGCGUACAGCCAGCCGCAAUGACCUCUUGAACUUUGGAGGCUCUAAGCUUCCGAAUGGCCAAAACCGCAAGUCCGGAUCUCUCAAGGAUAUCUUGGCUUCGUUCCCCCCUCCGGCGUCCACUCCCCAGGGCGGGCGCUCGUCCUGGCCGACCUUUUUCGGGCGAUCCCAGUUGCACAAUCUCCACUCCAACGACGACACGGAAGACAACGGAGAAAAGAGCAGAAGGCCUGCACGACGCUGCUGCGGCAUGCCACUCUGGCUUUUCAUCGUGCUCCUCAUCAUAUUCAUCAUCAUCGUUCUCUGUGCCGUCCUGAUCCCCGUCUUCCUGGUGGUCGUCCCCCAGCACAAAAACAGCCGCAUCACCAGCCUAGCGAGUCACUCCGCCUGCGGAUCCAAUUCGCCCUGCGAAAACGGCGGGGUCAGCGUCUCCAGCGACGACGUCUGCUCCUGCGUCUGCACCAACGGCUUCACGGGAUCGCGCUGUACUGUCGCCGGCGACGCCAGCUGCAUCGCCACCGAGAUCCCGGACGGUUCAUCCUCGCGCAACGCAACCAUGGGCGAUCAGCUUCCCCGGCUCUUCGGCGACGUCAAAAGCGACUUCAACAUCCCCCUGGACCCAGUGACCAUCAUGGCCCUCUUCAGCCAAAACGACGUGUCCUGCACGACCGAGAACGCCCUGAUCGCCUUCCGCGGCGUCUCAACCGGGUCCAACAAACGCGAUCUCCCCACGGCCACCCUAUCCGCGCGCGGUUCCGCCGCAACAGAAGACGGCAUUGUCUUCGACCAUCCGAUUAAAAAGCACUCACAGUCCGACUCCACCGACAAGGAGGAUGACCCGCCCGAAGCAUCCCCCUCCAAAACCCCCACCGCCUCGUCAACCCACCACUCCCCACAAGCCAUCUCCGACAAAACCCUCGACUUCGCCCGCGUAGCAGUCCUCUACAUCCUCGAAAAGACCGGCGCCUUCGACGCAGCCCUCUUCACCGUCGACAGCAUCGAGAACUACCUGCGCGACAAGUACCCAGCCAAGAAAGAAAAGUACGUCAUCGACCUGGAGGACGCGGGCGUGUCGGCCACGUACACGUUGGAUUUCGACGGAUACCAGAUCAGCACACCCGGAGGCGCCGUGGUCGGAGGGGAUAGUCAAUAG
Molecule: messenger RNA, 2496 nt
Organism: Aspergillus campestris IBT 28561
Lineage: Eukaryota; Fungi; Ascomycota; Eurotiomycetes; Eurotiales; Aspergillaceae
Exons: 2
Coding region: 1-2496 (831 amino acids)
Source: RefSeq, a predicted model, not a curated record